Mangifera indica (mango) is the source of this 910-nucleotide messenger RNA. Its product is annotated as STS14 protein. The transcript has a single exon. The record is from RefSeq and is a predicted model, not a curated record. Lineage: Eukaryota; Viridiplantae; Streptophyta; Magnoliopsida; Sapindales; Anacardiaceae. The coding region runs from base 188 to 715 and encodes 175 amino acids.
AAAUAAUUAUCUCCUCGACGCCCGUUACUGUCUGCACGUGAGUCUAAUACUUUCCGACCUUUAUUCAUUCAUUAUUAUUUGUUGAUUAUUAGAUCAAUAUAAUUGAUAUUAUAGUCCAUUUAUUUGGCCGCCCUCUAAGAAAGCAUUUGAUUGAGAUCAACCUUGGAGAAUCACCAACAACAAAGAAAUGGCCAAACCUUUAAUUCCAUUGUUUGUUCUAGCUUUGUUCCACACCUCAGCUUAUGGUGUUUCCCCAGUGAGAAAUCCCACCAGCAGCAACUCAGGAACAAGCGUAGCGGAGGAGUUUCUUGAACCACACAACCAAGCAAGGGCUGCAGUUGGAGUUGGUCCUCUCGAGUGGAGUGAGAAUCUAGCCAAUUCCACUGGCCGCCUUGUUAGAUACCAAAGAAACAAAAUGGGCUGCCAAUUUGCAAACCUGACGAGUGGCAAAUACGGAGCAAACCAAUUUUGGGCAAGCGGCAUGACGGUGACGCCACGCAUGGCAGUCGACGCUUGGGUGGAGGAGAAAAAGUACUACAAUCAUUCUGAUAACUCAUGUGCACCGAAUCACAGGUGCGGUGUUUACACACAAGUGGUAUGGAGGAAAUCUCUGGAGCUGGGGUGUGCUCAAGCUACUUGUGCUAAGGAGCAGGUUACUUUAACCAUUUGUUUUUACAAUCCUCCUGGAAAUUAUGAGGGAGAAAGUCCCUAUUAGAUAAAUUAAUUUGCAGGGCAGCCUGAUCUCACUUUCUGUAUGCAGACUUCUGUGUUAGUCUUGUUUUAAGAGAGAAUCAGGAUUCGGGAGUAGCAGUAAUGCUGAAUAAUUUUAGUGUAAUCUGUAUUAUCAUAAACCCUUAACAAUAAUUGUAGUGUUUGCAUUACAUAAAUACAAAAGCGCCUCAUGCUCCAA